Molecule: messenger RNA, 888 nt
Organism: Trypanosoma rangeli
Lineage: Eukaryota; Euglenozoa; Kinetoplastea; Trypanosomatida; Trypanosomatidae
Product: protein kinase
Exons: 1
Coding region: 1-888 (295 amino acids)
Biological process (GO): protein phosphorylation
Cellular component (GO): cytoplasm
Molecular function (GO): ATP binding; protein serine/threonine kinase activity
Source: RefSeq, a predicted model, not a curated record
AUGGAUGUAGACGGCACGAAGGAACCGACAGUGCGUGCGCUGUGCGAGGACAGUUGCGCAGAACGCGUGCUGAUGCACCGUGGGAAACACAGUCGUUUUUACCGUUUGUAUUGGGGAAAGCGAGACGUCUGGCUCGGACUCAAGGAGGAGGAGUGCCUUGACCCCAUUGCCACGUGGCGCAACUUGACAACAAUACAAGACUUCAAUUCGGAGUUUAUUUUACACCAUUACAAUAUUUGCCCUGACACCCAGCGUGAUACACUGCUGAGACUAUUAACCGAGUUGAUGGACUACGCCCUCAGCGAUGUGAUUCACUGUCGUCGUGGCCGCGGCCAUCUGACAGAAAACCAAACGAAGGCUAUAGCUUUUCUAACAUUGCAUGCGCUGGUGGACCUUCAUGACGGGAUUGGCAUGGUGCACGCUGACAUAAGUCCUUCAAACAUUUUAUUGCGAGCCACGGGAGACCUGAAGCUUGGUGAUUUAUCUAGUGCGAUGCCUGUGAAUGCUGCGGUAAACUACUUUGCCGGCACAGUUCUGUAUACCGCCGUUGAAGUGUUGAAGGACCGGCAGUUGGCUUCUAAGCCUGGCAGCGAUAUAUGGGCCCUUGGUGUGACACUGCAUGAAUGUGUUAAUGGCAGACAUCCAUUUGCUGAUACCUCCAAUGAUAAUUUCUGGGAGUUUUUGUCGCUAAUGGAAACGGCAAGGCAAGCAGAACGCCAACCUGUGUGUUCGCCAGGUUUAAGCCAAGAAUUUCAUGACAUUCUGUGUGCCAUGCUUCGCUGGGACAUCACUCAGCGGCCUAGCGCACGCUCGCUGUUGGAGCAUAUAUGGUUCUCCCAAUACAGUGUCACUAGUGCCCAUCAGGAAUUAUGUUUUAUGGCUUAUUGA